Messenger RNA from Rangifer tarandus platyrhynchus (Svalbard reindeer), 4467 nucleotides. NCBI's taxonomy places the organism in Eukaryota, Metazoa, Chordata, Mammalia, Artiodactyla, Cervidae. The record is from the annotation of a GenBank genome assembly.
AUGUGGUCACUGCCGGCCAGUGAGGGCGAGAGUGCCACAGCCCACUUCUUCCUCGGAGCUGGAGAUGAGGGGCUGGGCCCCCGUGGACUCGGCAUGAGGCCAGAAGAGAGUGACAGCGAGCUCCUCGAGGAUGAGGAGGAUGAAGUGCCUCCUGAACCUCAGAUCAUUGUUGGCAUCUGUGCCAUGACCAAGAAAUCCAAGUCCAAGCCAAUGACCCAGAUCCUAGAGCGACUCUGCAGGUUUGACUACCUGACUGUUAUCAUCCUGGGAGAAGACGUGAUCCUCAAUGAACCUGUGGAAAACUGGCCAUCCUGCCACUGCCUCAUCUCCUUCCACUCCAAAGGCUUUCCCCUGGACAAAGCUGUUGCUUACUCCAAGCUUCGAAACCCUUUUCUUAUCAAUGACCUGGCUAUGCAGUAUUACAUCCAGGAUAGGAGGGAGGUGUACCGGAUCCUGCAGGAGGAAGGUAUUGACCUGCCUCGAUACGCUGUGCUCAACCGUGACCCUGCCCGGCCUGAGGAGUGCAACCUGAUAGAGGGUGAAGACCAGGUGGAGGUAAAUGGAGCCGUCUUUCCCAAGCCCUUUGUGGAGAAGCCCGUGAGUGCGGAGGACCACAACGUUUACAUCUACUACCCCAGCUCAGCUGGUGGAGGAAGCCAGCGCCUCUUCCGUAAGAUUGGCAGCCGAAGCAGUGUUUACUCUCCAGAGAGCAGCGUCCGAAAGACAGGCUCAUACAUCUAUGAGGAGUUUAUGCCAACAGAUGGCACAGAUGUCAAGGUGUAUACAGUGGGGCCAGACUAUGCCCAUGCUGAAGCCAGAAAAUCUCCAGCUUUGGAUGGGAAGGUUGAACGAGACAGUGAGGGGAAAGAGAUUCGAUAUCCAGUCAUGCUGACCGCCAUGGAAAAGCUGGUGGCCAGGAAAGUCUGUGUAGCUUUUAAGCAAACAGUUUGUGGUUUUGAUCUCCUCCGUGCCAAUGGUCACUCCUUUGUGUGUGAUGUCAAUGGCUUCAGUUUUGUCAAGAAUUCAAUGAAAUACUAUGAUGACUGUGCCAAGAUUCUAGGAAACACCAUAAUGCGGGAGCUUGCCCCACAGUUCCAGAUCCCGUGGUCCAUCCCCAUGGAGGCUGAGGACAUUCCCAUUGUCCCUACCACUUCUGGCACUAUGAUGGAACUUCGUUGUGUCAUUGCAAUCAUUCGUCAUGGAGAUCGUACACCCAAGCAGAAGAUGAAGAUGGAGGUGACACACCCAAGAUUUUUUAGUCUAUUCGAAAAACAUGGUGGCUACAAGACAGGGAAAUUAAAACUGAAGCGGCCAGAGCAGCUACAGGAGGUGCUGGACAUCACACGGCUGCUAUUGGCUGAACUGGAGAAAGAACCAGGUGGUGAGAUCGAGGAGAAGACAGGGAAAUUGGAGCAGUUAAAAUCCGUGCUGGAGAUGUACGGUCACUUCUCAGGCAUCAACAGGAAGGUGCAGCUGACUUACUACCCUCAUGGAGUAAAAGCUUCUAAUGAGGGGCAAGAUACGCAGCGGGAGGCUCUGGCCCCAUCCCUCUUGCUGGUGCUGAAGUGGGGUGGAGAACUGACCCCGGCUGGCCGUGUUCAGGCUGAGGAGCUGGGGCGAGCUUUCCGCUGCAUGUACCCUGGAGGACAGGGUGACUAUGCUGGCUUUCCUGGCUGUGGGCUGCUUCGUCUCCAUAGCACUUUCCGCCAUGAUCUCAAGAUUUACGCCUCUGAUGAGGGCCGUGUCCAGAUGACUGCCGCAGCCUUUGCUAAGGGCCUUCUGGCUCUAGAAGGGGAGUUGACACCCAUUCUGGUACAAAUGGUGAAGAGUGCCAACAUGAAUGGGCUCUUGGACAGCGAUGGGGACUCCCUGAGCAGCUGCCAGCACCGUGUGAAGGCUCGGCUACAUCACAUUCUGCAGCAGGACGCACCCUUUGGCCCUGAGGAUUGCGAUCAGCUGGCUCCCACUGGAAGUACUUCCCUGCUCAGCUCCAUGGCUGUUAUCCAGAAUCCUGUGAAGGUCUGUGAUCAGGUAUUUGACCUGAUUGAAAACCUCACUCACCAGAUCCGGGAACGGAUGCAGGACCCCAAGUCUGUAGACCUGCAGCUCUACCACAGCGAGACACUAGAGCUGAUGCUGCAGCGUUGGAGCAAGCUGGAGCGCGACUUCCGGCAGAAGAGUGGGCGCUAUGACAUCAGUAAGAUCCCUGACAUCUACGACUGUGUCAAGUAUGAUGUCCAGCACAAUGGGAGUCUGGGACUUCAAGGCACGGCAGAACUGCUCCGUCUCUCUAAGGCGUUGGCUGAUGUAGUUAUUCCCCAGGAAUACGGGAUCAGUCGGGAGGAGAAACUGGAAAUUGCCGUGGGCUUCUGUCUCCCACUGUUGCGGAAGAUACUACUUGACCUGCAGAGAACCCACGAGGAUGAGUCUGUCAACAAGCUGCAUCCCCUGUACUCCCGAGGGGUGCUCUCUCCAGGCCGCCAUGUUCGAACACGUCUCUACUUCACCAGCGAAAGCCACGUACACUCCCUACUCAGUGUCUUCCGCUAUGGGGGACUUCUGGAUGAAACCAAGGAUACACAGUGGCAGCGAGCUUUGGCUUAUCUCAGUGCCAUCCCAGAGCUCAACUACAUGACGCAGAUUGUCAUCAUGCUCUAUGAGGACAACACCCGGGAUCCCUUGUCGGAGGAGCGGUUCCACGUGGAAUUGCACUUCAGCCCCGGAGUGAAAGGCGUCGAGGAAGAAGGCAGUGCCCCCACGGGCUGUGGAUUCCGUCCAGCCUCUUCUGAGAAUGAGGAGAGGAAAGCAGACCAAGGCAGCGUGGAGGACCUGUGCCCCGGGAAGGCAUCAGAUGAGCCAGACCGAGCAUUGCAGACCUCGCCCCUGCCCUCUGAGGGCCCUGGCCUCCCAAAGAGAUCACCCCUCAUUCGUAACCGCAAAGCCGGCUCCAUGGAGGUGCUUUCUGAGACUUCCUCCUCGAGGCCUGGUGGGUACCGACUCUUUUCAUCUUCACGGCCACCGACAGAGAUGAAGCAGAGCGGCCUAGGCUCACAGUGCACGGGGCUGUUCAGCACCACAGUGCUGGGGGGCUCCUCCAGCGCCCCGAAUCUUCAGGACUACGCCCGCAGCCAAGGCAAAAAGCUGCCACCUGCCAGUCUGAAGCACCGAGAUGAGCUCUUGUUUGUCCCGGCCGUAAAACGAUUUUCUGUGUCGUUUGCAAAGCAUCCGACUAACGGAUUUGAAGGGUGCUCCAUGGUGCCUACUAUUUACCCCCUGGAGACACUGCAUAAUGCCCUUUCCUUGCGUCAAGUGAGUGAAUUCUUGAGUAGAGUCUGCCAGCGCCACACUGAGGCCCAAGCACAGGCGUCUGCAGCCCUCUUUGAUUCAAUGCACAGCAAUCAAGCCUCUGACAGCCCGUUUUCUCCACCUCGCACUCUUCAUUCACCUACCCUACAACUCCAGCAGCGCUCUGAAAAGCCCCCUUGGUACAGCAGUGGCCCUUCCAGCACUGUUUCCAGUGCUGGUCCUUCUUCCCCUACUGCAGUGGAUGGUAACUGCCCUUUCGGCUUCAGUGAUCAGCCCUCCCUAAGCUCACACAUGACUGAAGAAUAUCAAGACCUCGGGCUGCUCCAGGAGGCCCCUGGGAGUGGCGCACAAGAGCCGCCUUUAGAAGGGCAGCAAGAGCCUUUUGAACAAAACCAGUCCCCACAGGAACCACCUGUAGAAACCAACCAGCCAUGCCAGGAGGUUGCUGAGGAAGUCAGCCAGCCACGUCAGGAGGCCCCUGACAGCAGCCAACCAUGCCAGGACAUCCCUGAAGAGGUCAGCCAGCCGUGCCAGCAGCUCUCUGACAUCCGCCAACAGUGUGAGGAGAACCGCGACGAUGUUAACCAGAUAUGCCAGGAGGUCCCUCAGAUCAGCCAACCAUGCCAGGAUGCCAGCCAGCUAUACCAGAAAAUCUCCAAAAAAGCUUGCGAACUUUGCCAGGAGAACUCUGAGGAGGUCAACCAGCCAUGCCAGAGGGUCCCUGUAGAGACUGGCAGGCUGGUCCAUGGGUUCCCUGUAGGGGUUGGUGGCCCGGCCCAGGAAGUCCUUGGGGAGGUUGGCAAGCCCACCCAAGAGAUCCCUGAGGAGCUCAGCCAAUCAUGCCAGGAAUUCUCUGUGGACAUUGGCAGGCUGACCCAAGGGGCUUCUGCAAUCAAUUUGUUGUCUCGGGACAUACCUGAGUUUGAUAACCCGCCCCUAGAGUUCCCUGGGGAGGUUGCUCUGCAGGCCCAGGAGGUCUCAGAGUGGGUGAAUCAGCAGCAGUCCUAUGUGGUCCCUGAGCUGACUGACCAGCUAUCUGGAGAGGAAGUUCCCCAAGUCCAGUGUCCACCUAACAAUGCAAACCCUCAGAGCCAGUCUCUAGCCCCUGACCAGAACGCCCCCCUUCCACCAGCAACGUGUGAUUCAUCAUUUUCUCAUUAG